CCCUUCAAAAUCCCUAGUUCUUUCUUCGUCGUUUUUCGCUACAAGCACUAAAUCUGAAAAUUUUCCAACUACUGGAAGAAAGUCUUUGAUAUUAUAAUUCGAUUCGAACUAUUGUGUUGCAAAAAUUCAUAUGUUUUUGGUUGCAGAGGGCGAUUUGUCUUUAGGUGUUUGAAUGGUUCCAAUAGAUUCUUCAGGAGUUGUAAUGGCUGAAGAGAAGGAGCAGCAUCACACCAGGAAACGACGACGUCUUACAUGGGAUGUGGCAGCAUCACCAGCAGAACAACAAGAGGCUGAACUACGGCAGCCUGUGUUAUGUCGCCACAUCUCGCCGCCAAAAAGAGAGGAUGAUCGUGAGGGGCAUUACACAUACAGUCUUGGGGAGAAUCUAACUCCUAGAUAUAAAAUACUGAGCAAGAUGGGUGAAGGCACAUUUGGUCGAGUUUUGGAAUGUUGGGAUCGUCAAACCCGCGAAUAUGUAGCAAUCAAGGUAAUCCGAAGCAUAAGAAAAUAUCGUGAUGCAGCAAUGAUUGAAGUUGAUGUACUUCAACAACUUGCUAAGAAUGAUAAAGGCAGAUCACACUGUGUGCAGAUCCUGAACUGGUUUGAUUAUCGCAAUCAUAUAUGCAUAGUGUUUGAGAAGCUUGGACCAAGUUUAUUUGAUUAUCUAAAGAGAAAUAAAUACUGCCCAUUCCCCGUGGAUCUUGUUCGGGAAAUUGGACGUCAGCUUUUGGAAUCUGUAGCAUAUAUGCAUAGUUUAUGCUUAAUCCAUACUGACCUGAAGCCGGAAAAUAUACUUCUUGUAUCUCCUGAAUAUUUAAAGCUUCCUGGCUACAAGAGGGCUUCACAGGGUGAAACGCAUUUCAGGUGCUUGCCAAAGUCAAGUGAAAUUAAGCUGAUUGAUUUUGGCAGUACUGCUUAUGAUAAUCAAAAUCAUAGCUCCAUUGUUUCUACAAGACACUACCGAGCACCUGAAGUUAUUCUAGGCCUUGGAUGGAGUUACCCUUGUGAUAUGUGGAGUGUUGGUUGUAUACUUGUUGAAUUAUGCUCGGGUGAAGCCUUGUUCCAGACUCAUGAGAACUUAGAACACUUAGCGAUGAUGGAGAGGGUAUUGGGACCCUUGCCAGAGCAUAUGGUCAGAAGAGCCAACCGGGGUGCGGAAAAGUACUUCAGACGAUCAAGAUUAAACUGGCCUGAAGGUGCAGUCUCCAGGGAGAGUAUUAGAGCAGUGAGGAAGCUAGAUCGAUUGAAGAAUAUGAUAUCACAGUAUGUUCCAGUUGGAUGUUCAAGAUCAUCCAUUGUUGAUCUGCUUUAUGGGUUAUUGGAGUUUGAUCCUGCGGAGCGUAUCACUGCCCGACAAGCUCUUGAUCAUCCAUUUUUCAGGAACAUCCCUGCAUAAGAUGUAAGGAACGGACCCGAUUCAUCCUUGGUUUUUUCUUUCGAAAUGAGAAUGCUAGAAUUAGUUGGUGGUUGCAGGUCCAUGGUACCAAGUGCUGAUGAGAACAUUCUUGAUUUGGUGGACAAGCACCCGAAGAGAGGAGAGAUGGUGAAGUUUAGGUUGGUAUUCGAAUACAACCAUUGGGCUGAUUCUGGUGGUGGUUUUUUUGACCGAUUCAGAUAAUCAGUUUUUAGUGUGAUGAUCGUCAUCUCUUUUGGGGUUUACAAUGGUGAAUUGGUGAUCGUCGUAAGGAAGGCAUUUGUUCAUGUGUUGAUUGAUGCACAAUAAUUUUUGCAGCUUUUUGAACUUAUAUUCGGCACUGGUAAGGUUGGUUGAUCAUCAAUUUGGGCAGUUGCGUUUAGGUUUUUGGUAGCGUUUGGUGUGUAGGUAGGACAUAACACAACCAAUUGUCUGUCUUGUGCUUGGUACGGACUGGAUCUUUGUGUGAGAUGUUAUAAUGACCAGAUUACCCCUUA
Molecule: messenger RNA, 1911 nt
Organism: Cynara cardunculus var. scolymus (artichoke)
Lineage: Eukaryota; Viridiplantae; Streptophyta; Magnoliopsida; Asterales; Asteraceae
Product: serine/threonine-protein kinase AFC3
Exons: 13
Coding region: 173-1396 (407 amino acids)
Biological process (GO): protein phosphorylation
Cellular component (GO): nucleus
Molecular function (GO): ATP binding; protein kinase activity
Source: RefSeq, a predicted model, not a curated record